Messenger RNA from Rotaria sp. Silwood1, 240 nucleotides. The record is from the annotation of a GenBank genome assembly. NCBI's taxonomy places the organism in Eukaryota, Metazoa, Rotifera, Eurotatoria, Philodinida, Philodinidae.
AUGAUUGAUAUUCAAUGUGUGAACACCACUCUUCAACCUGAUUCAAUACUCGUCGAACUUGAAGCUCAAUUGGAUAUUGAUUAUUUUCUCGAACAACGUGUCAUUGAAACUGAUCCUCUUUCCAAUGAAACUACUACUCCGCAACCAUUUAUUUUAGCCUUUCUCAUGACAGAUAAAGGAGUCGAUAUCAAGACCAUGUUACCUGAUGAUACUGACUGGGCACCAGUUGAAACGUUGUGA